GAGGGCGGGGCGCUGAGAGAGAGAGGGGCGGGGGUGAAGGAGAGGCAACAGAGUGACACAGACGAAGGAAGCAGGUUGAGAAAACAUAUGUCUAAAAAGAGGGACUGUGAGAAAAGAGUCAAAACGAUAAGGAGAGAAAGAAAGCAGGAGUGAAAAGCAGCCCGACGGGGAGAAUGGAACGGUGAGGCCAGAGACCAGCGAGAAAAAGAAACUACAAGGGUGAAUCAGGGAAAACUCCGGUCCGGUCAUGGAAGCAGAGCUGGAAGAAGAGGACGGGAGUUUCACUAACAUCUCCCUCGCCGAUGACAGACCUUCAGGGGACAGAGGAACUGCAGUCCUGCUCACCAAACAGGACAACGAGGACUUCACCAUGAACUGUCACAUGGAUGGAGACAUGGAGAACCAGGUUGAGAUGGAGGAGAAGACUAGGCUCAUCAACCAGGUGCUGGAGCUACAACACACACUGGAAGACCUGUCAGCACGUGUGGAUGCGGUCAAAGAGGAGAACCUGAAGUUGAAGUCGGAGAACCAGGUUCUAGGCCAGUACAUCGAGAACCUCAUGUCGGCCUCCAGCGUGUUCCAAACCACCGACAACAAGAGCAAACGGAAGUAACCCACGGCGACCGAGGGGAGUUGAGACCACCUACAAUAGCCCGGUAGCAGGUCUGUUUGUGCCGACACAAACCGUAGGCAUGAUGGCACAGACAGACUGGCACUCAGGCUACCUGCAACAUCUCCUCUCCCAAAUGACAGCCGAGGAGGUAGAAGAUGUUUGUGACCACAGUUCUAGGGACGGAUAUGGGCGUGUUCCUAAUGACAGAUUAUUUCCUCAGUAGUGUACUAUGUAGUGUAUAGAAUGCCAUAAGCUCUGGUUAAAAGUAGUGUACUAUGUAGUGAAUAGGAUGCCAUGAGCUCUGGUUAAAAGUAGUGUACUAUGUAGGGAAUAGGAUGCCAUGAGCUCUGGUGAGAAGUAGUGUACUAUGUAGGGAAUAGAAUGCCAUAAGCUCUGAUUAAAAGUAGUGUACUAUGUAGGGAAUAGAAUGCCAUGAGCUCUGGUUAAAAGUAGUGUACUAUGUAGGGAAUAGAAUGCCAUGAGCUUUGGUGAGAAGUAGUGUACUAUGUAGGGAAUAGGAUGCCAUGAGCUCUGGUGAGAAGUAGUGUACUAUGUAGGGAAUAGGAUGCCAUACGCUCUGGUGAGAAGUAGUGUACUAUGUAGGGAAUAGGAUGCCAUGAGCUCUGGUGAGAAGUAGUGUACUAUGUAGGGAAUAGGAUGCCAUACGCUCUGGUGAGAAGUAGUGUACUAUGUAGGGAAUAGAAUGCCAUAAGCUCUGGUGAGAAGUAGUGUACUAUGUAGGGAAUAGAAUGCCAUACGCUCUGGUGAGAAGUAGUGUACUAUGUAGGGAAUAGGAUGCCAUGAGCUCUGGUGAGAAGUAGUGUACUAUGUAGGGAAUAGGAUGCCAUACGCUCUGGUGAGAAGUAGUGUACUAUGUAGGGAAUAGAAUGCCAUAAGCUCUGGUGAGAAGUAGUGUACUAUGUAGGGAAUAGAAUGCCAUACGCUCUGGUGAGAAGUAGUGUACUAUGUAGGGAAUAGAAUGCCAUACGCUCUGGUGAGAAGUAGUGUACUAUGUAGGGAAUAGGAUGCCAUGAGCUCUGGUGAGAAGUAGUGUACUAUGUAGGGAAUAGGAUGCCAUGAGCUCUGGUGAGAAGUAGUGUACUAUGUAGGGAAUAGGAUGCCAUAAGCUCUGGUGAGAAGUAGUGUACUAUGUAGGGAAUAGGAUGCCAUAAGCUCUGGUGAGAAGUAGUGUACUAUGUAGGGAAUAGGAUGCCAUAAGCUCUGGUGAGAAGUAGUGUACUAUGUAGGGAAUAGGAUGCCAUAAGCUCUGGUGAGAAGUAGUGUACUAUGUAGGGAAUAGGAUGCCAUAAGCUCUGGUGAGAAGUAGUGUACUAUGUAGGGAAUAGGAUGCCAUAAGCUCUGGUGAGAAGUAGUGUACUAUGUAGGGAAUAGGAUGCCAUGAGCUCUGGUGAGAAGUAGUGUACUAUGUAGGGAAUAGAAUGCCAUAAGCUCUGGUGAGAAGUAGUGUACUAUGUAGGGAAUAGAAUGCCAUACGCUCUGGUGAGAAGUAGUGUACUAUGUAGGGAAUAGGAUGCCAUGAGCUCUGGUGAGAAGUAGUGUACUAUGUAGGGAAUAGGAUGCCAUAAGCUCUGGUGAGAAGUAGUGUACUAUGUAGGGAAUAGAAUGCCAUACGCUCUGGUGAGAAGUAGUGUACUAUGUAGGGAAUAGGAUGCCAUGAGCUCUGGUGAGAAGUAGUGUACUAUGUAGGGAAUAGGAUGCCAUAAGCUCUGGUGAGAAGUAGUGUACUAUGUAGGGAAUAGAAUGCCAUAAGCUCUGGUGAGAAGUAGUGUACUAUGUAGGGAAUAGGAUGCCAUGAGCUCUGGUGAGAAGUAGUGUACUAUGUAGGGAAUAGGAUGCCAUAAGCUCUGGUGAGAAGUAGUGUACUAUGUAGGGAAUAGGAUGCCAUAAGCUCUGGUGAGAAGUAGUGUACUAUGUAGGGAAUAGGAUGCCAUAAGCUCUGGUGAGAAGUAGUGUACUAUGUAGGGAAUAGGAUGCCAUAAGCUCUGGUGAGAAGUAGUGUACUAUGUAGGGAAUAGGAUGCCAUACGCUCUGGUGAGAAGUAGUGUACUAUGUAGGGAAUAGGAUGCCAUACGCUCUGGUGAGAAGUAGUGUACUAUGUAGGGAAUAGGAUGCCAUACGCUCUGGUGAGAAGUAGUGUACUAUGUAGAGUAGUCUGAUCCUAGAUCUGUGGUUAGGGGGCAACUUCUAAUUCCAGACCCCCCAAAUCCUCCCUCCUCUCCAACUACACCCCUAAGAGUCCAGUUUACAUUCUUGUUUGACCUCUUUUUACCCCCCCCCACCCACCCACACAUGAUUUAACUGGUUUUAUAAUUCAUCUUAGAAUACUGUUUUGUGUUGUCAUGGCAACGGCAUCUCUAAUGAGUUAUGACAUCAGACCUUUUUAUUUCGAUGACUCGUUGGAUGUGAAUAUGGUCAAACUCCUGGCCCCAAAAUAUGAAUCUAACAUAUUGAAUGUGAAUAUGGUCAAACUCCUGGCCCCAAAAUAUGAAUCUAACAUAUUGAAUGACUUGUUGGAUGUGAAUAUGGUCAAACUCCUGGCCCCAAAAUAUGAAUCUAACAUAUUGAAUGACAUGUCAAUGUAAUACAAUAAUAUAAUAACGCAUCCCAUCGACUGUUCUCUCAUCUGAUUGGUCAAAAGGUUACUAGGUGUCUGUUUUUUUAAAUGUAUUGUUAAUUUCCGCCACUUAUUGAUCAACACAAACGUUAUGAAAUCUGAUUCUGUAUGACGUUUUUUUUUUUUUAAGCAGUACUACUAAGAUACUCCGAUGUGUGUUGUCGUCCCUGGUAUGCUACCCAUUCCACCAGGAAGGGGAUUCAUAUCGUCACCAUGGAGUGCUGUGUGGAGUCGGUAGGGGAAGGAAAAAGCACAGUGAACCUGUAUUCUGUUGUACAUAACAAACGAUGCCAUCUUGAACACAACCCUGGACUGGGGUCAAGUUACACGACGGGGUGAGACGGCCUCCUCUACCUAUGAUGGAGAGGGAGGACAGAAGAGACCUCUGCUUUUUACUGUUCAGAGCCUUGAGUGGUAUUGAUUAGAACACUCAGGCUGUGGAACACUCCGGAAGGUUCCGUCAGUGCAUUAACACAGAGCUGCUGAUAAGGAGUGGUAUUGAUUAGAACACUCAGGCUGUGGAACACUCCGGAAGGUUCCGUCAGUGCAUUAACACAGAGCUGCUGAUAAGGAGUGGUAUUGAUUAGAACACUCAGGCUGUGGAACACUCCGGAAGGUUCCGUCAGUGCAUUAACACAGAGCUGCUGAUAAGGAGUGGUAUUGAUUAGAACACUCAGGCUGUGGAACACUCCGGAAGGUUCCGUCAGUGCAUUAACACAGAGCUGCUGAUAAGGAGUGGUAUUGAUUAGAACACUCAGGCUGUGGAACACUCCGGAAGGUUCCGUCAGUGCAUUAACACAGAGCUGCUGAUAAGGAGUGGUAUUGAUUAGAACACUCAGGCUGUGGAACACUCCGGAAGGUUCCGUCAGUGCAUUAACACAGAGCUGCUGAUAAGGAGUGGUAUUGAUUAGAACACUCAGGCUGUGGAACACUCCGGAAGGUUCCGUCAGUGCAUUAACACAGAGCUGCUGAUAAGGAGUGGUAUUGAUUAGAACACUCAGGCUGUGGAACACUCCGGAAGGUUCCGUCAGUGCAUUAACACAGAGCUGCUGAUAAGGAGUGGUAUUGAUUAGAACACUCAGGCUGUGGAACACUCCGGAAGGUUCCGUCAGUGCAUUAACACAGAGCUGCUGAUAAGGAGUGGUAUUGAUUAGAACACUCAGGCUGUGGAACACUCCGGAAGGUUCCGUCAGUGCAUUAACACAGAGCUGCUGAUAAGAAACGUUGUUAAUCCUGCUUAUGGUAAUGGGCUGUGGAAGCAUGACUGUGCUGUCCUCGGCUGGUUAUAGUAGAGAGAAAUAAGGAACGGGUACCAGCAGGAGAUUCUAUGAGAGCCUUUUAUCAGGGAUGUGAUUAGGACAACAUGAACAGUUGGGAUUUUGGCUCGGAGAUAGCGAGGUCAGUUUCAAUUCUAUUUGAAUAGAGGACAAAAUGGUCAGAAAUGCCUAAUUAAAAUCGGGAAGGAUCGCAACACUCAAUUGUACGGAGAUCGGCGUUUUGAGCAAGAGGUUCUACCAGACAACCAUUCUAUGGUUCUAUUGGUUCCAGGUGCUAAAGGAAAAGAUUGGGGAACAUUGGGAUUCCACUGCACUUCAAUGCAUCACGUUAUUUAUUUUUAAUUUUGUAUUAUGUUGAAAAUGUUAUUAUAUUGUAUGAUCCACUGACUCUUGUUAGUCCCAAAUGGCACCAUAUUCCCUAUAUAGUGCACUACUUUGGGCCUAUAGGGCCCUGGUCAAAAGUAGUCUACCAUCUAGGGAACAGAGUGCCAUUUUGGGACAUUAAACUUAGUUUUUCCUUCAGGCAUGUUGAUAACGCACACACACAAUGAAACUAACUGCUGUUUAGAGAUUCUGUGACUGUUUCCUUUUAACAAUUUUGUUUUAAUAAAAUAAAAAAUACUUCUGA
Molecule: messenger RNA, 5153 nt
Organism: Oncorhynchus masou masou (cherry salmon)
Lineage: Eukaryota; Metazoa; Chordata; Actinopteri; Salmoniformes; Salmonidae
Product: short coiled-coil protein B
Exons: 4
Coding region: 248-613 (121 amino acids)
Cellular component (GO): trans-Golgi network
Source: RefSeq, a predicted model, not a curated record